AUGCCCUUAGCAGCAGGUAGACAAUGUUGUCUCCUGCUGCUGCAGCAGAUUUAUUUUUUUAUAAUUAAAAUAAAAACAGAAACUGAGGCUAACUGCACAGCACAGCUGCGGCCCCCAAGUUGCUGCAGACAGACAGAGGCGGCUGAGGCCCCCCAGCUGUCUCCUUUGCUGCUGUCUCCUCUGCUGCUGUCUCCUCUGCUGCUGUCUCCUUCUCCGGUGUCUCCUCAACUGUCUCUCUGUCUCCUUUUCGAGCUAAACACCCCUCAUCGCUCUUCGCCCGCAGCCGCCAAGAGGCAGCAACAACAACAACAACAGCAGCAGCAGCAACGGCAGCAGCAGCAACAGCAACAGCAGCAACACCAGCAGCAAAAACAGGUGUUGGGAGACAGGGACCCAAGACAACAACAGCAGCAGCAUAACAACAACAGCAGCAGCAUAACAACAACAACAGCAGCAGCAACAGCAACAACAACAACAGCAGUUGCAGCAGCAGCAGCAGCAACAACAGCAGCAGUUGCAGCAGCAGCAGUAUGCUGUGUAAUGUCCCCAGGGCCUUUAUCUGAGGUGUCUCCUUUGUCUCCGUGUCUCCUCUUCAUUGCUGUGGGCACCUGGGGCGACUUCCUACCCAUAUUUGCUGCUGCAGCAAACGCAGCACUCAGUCUUUCUGGGGGCCCCCCCCUGGGGGCCCCCAGGGGCCCCCCACUAUCUAAAGAGAGACCUGGGGCCCCCCAGGGGGCCCCCCAUGGGGCCCCUAGGGGCCCCCCACUGUCUGAAGAGACACCUGGGGCCCCCCAGGGGGCCCCUAGGGGGCCCCCACCAUAUGUAGAGACAUCUGGGGCCCACGGGGGCCCCUCUUUAACCCCACAGCAGCAGAAGGAAUGCAUAGAGACAGCGCGGGGGGCCCCUGAGGAGACAGCUGGAGACAAGAGGAGGGGCCCCCCUUAUUGUGUUGUUGUAGCUGCCCCUGAAUGCUGGGUAAAACAAAUAUCAGCAGAAGCAGAGAUGAGGUGUAUGUACACCUCAUUGGCUGUCUCUUCUGCUGCAACCCGCAAACCCACAGACACCAGGGCCUCCAGCCAAAAGAAACCUGCAGCAGCAGCAGCAGCAGCAGCAGAAGCGGAAACAGAAACGGCAACAACAGCAACAGCAACGGAAACAGCAGCAGCAGCAGCAGCAGCAGCAGCAGCAGCAGCUUGCCCUUUGCUUCGACUGAAGAGCGGCAAGGACUUCGCUGUUGUGCAGAUAUCUCGGGGUCUCCCGUUGCUGCUGCUGCCGCUGCCUGCUGCUCCUAUCCUUUUGUCUGCUGCUGAUGGCUGCUGCUCUGCUGAAGCUUCGCUGCUGGUGUCUUUUAUUAAAGAAGGGGGAGAGCUCAUUCUGCCGCAGCAGCAGCAGCUGCUGCAGCAGGAGCUGCAGCAGCAGCAGCGUUGGCGGUUGCAGCCAGCUGCGGUGGCUCUGGGGCUGUUUGCUGCGGUGUACGCGCAUGCAGCAGCAGCAGCAAAUAUACCCUAUUUGCUGCUGCUGCCUUCACCUUAUUCGCGCAGGGCCCCGACAGAUUUCUUUGAGAGGCUCUUCCAGCAGAAUCCAGAGCUACCUGCUCUCUUGCAUGCAGCUGAACAGCAGCAGCAGCAGCAAGAGCAGCAGGAGCAGCAGCAAGAGCAGCAGGAGCAGCAGCAACAGCAGCAGCAGCUAGAGGCAUGGGCGCUGAGACAUUCGCUGCGCCCCAUUACAAGAGCCGACUUAGAGCAUUGGAUGUGGCGGCUGUGCCUCAGCGACAGCGGCGAAUUUCGCAGAAAAUUUUUGGGUAUUUCGCCUUCGCUCUUCGAUGUAAACAGCAGAAAUGAACACUCAGCAGCAGCAGCAGCAACAGCAGCAGCAGCAGCAGCAGCAGCAAGUACAACAGCAGAAAGUACAACAGCAGCAGCAAAAGCAGCAGAAAGUACAACAGCAGCAGCAACAGCAGCAAGUACACCAGCUGCAGCAGCAGCAGCAGAGGCAUCAGAGAGAGAGCGUGAAGUGCGUCUUGGUGUUGCUGCUCUUCCUCGUGCUGCUCCUAUGGUGUGUCUGUGGCCGUCUCGCCUGUUUAAAGCAGCAGCAGCAGCUCUACCUUCUUUUGCUGCUGCAGUGGGAACGGCGAGCGUGCCCUGGAAGCUGCUGCUGCAGCACCAGCAACAACAGCAGCAGCAACAGCAGCAGCAGCAACAGCAGCAGCCGUCUCUGCACCGCGUUCGCCUCUUUGGAUAUGGCGGAGCUCCAGUGGGGCCUUCGGAGUUGCUGCUGACGUCUCAAGAGUUGCUGCAGCUGCUGCUGCAGUCUGCAGCAGCGCCAAAGCAGCAGCAGCAACUGCAGCAGCAGCAGCUAAACUCGGCUGAUGACGAAUGCAGCGAGGAGGUCGUGGCUUCAGCUCCUCACAGGUCUUCCCAACCCCUGUGGCAACCUGGAGCAGCAGCAGCAGCAGCAGCAGCAGCAGCGGCAGCAUCUGGCGCAGAUCCUGCAGCAAAGAAGCAACGAGUAAACAGGACGGAGGCGGAGGAGCAGCAGCAACAGCAGCAACAGCAGGCUGCUGCUGCCUCUCGUCAAAGGGCCGCCGCGAUACUGGAGUUUCUGCCUCGCGUCACAUUCUGCAGCAGCAGCAGCAACAACAACAACAGCAGCAGCAGCAGCAGCGAGGUGGAGGCUGCUGCUGCAGAGGGGUUUUGUGUGGUGUCUCUAGGCAGCAUGUUGUGCGAGCUGCUGAAGGUGCUGCCUUGCUGCAGUUGUCUCCUGUCUCUCAUGGCAUCCACAGCGAAGCUGCUGCGGCGCAGGCUGCUGCUGGUUGCAUCUUCUGCUGCCUUCUGCUCUUGCGAGUACUUCCACUCUGUCUCCACAAAGGAGACAGUUAAAAAGGGGUUGGGGGCCCUCAGCCCUGCAGCACAAAGGGAGACACAAGUGCUGCUGAUACUCUCGCCAUUCGACUGCCCAGCGCUGCUGCAGCUGCACCAGCAGCAGCAGCAGCAACAGCAGCAACAGCAGCAACAGCUGCUGCUGCAGCGCGAUGCGACACAGGCGGCGGCGGGACAGACAAAGACACCCAAUGCUGCAGCGGCAGCAGCAGCAGCAGCAGCAGCAACCACAAAGCGGCCUUCUGUCUGCAUCGUCUCCCAUAGUAGCGCAGGCUCUGCUGCUGCCUUCUCCUCCCUCCGCGGCGUCGCUCAUUUGCUGCUGCCGCUGCUGUUUGAUCAGCAAGAUGUGGGGUUGUGCAUGCAGCAGCAAGGUUUGGGGCUGGUGGCAUCUGAAGGCCUUCUAGACGCCUUUUCUGCUGUCGUAUCGCUUGAAGCCGCUGUGCAGCAACGCAACAUGCAGCAGCAGCAAGACCAGCAAAAGGACCAGCAGCAGCAGCAAGACCAGCAAAAGGAGCAGCAGCAGCAGCAGCAACACGAACAACAGCAACUCGCCGAUGGUGCAGCAGCAGAUGGGGUGGGGGACUUCUCUUCUAUCGCCGUUGCCGCCCCAGAAUUUGCUGCAAACGGCCACCAGGUGCAGCAGCAGGAGCUGCAGCAGCAGCAGGAGCUGCAGCAACAGCAUCAGGUGGUGCUGCAGCACGACGAGCAGAGGAGGAGGAGGCCCUGCCUCAAUCCUUGCUCCCCCGUGCUGCUGCGCGCAGCCCUGGCACUCUCAAACGAAAUUCAAGCUGCAGAAGCAGCAGCAGCAGCAGCAGAGACGCAAGAGCCUGCUGUAGAAUUUGCUGCUGAAGAUGGCGCUGCCGCUGCAGCACGCUGUUGCGUGGCGCUGCUGCAACACGCCUGCAGCAGCAGCAGCAGGUAG
Molecule: messenger RNA, 3801 nt
Organism: Eimeria acervulina
Lineage: Eukaryota; Apicomplexa; Conoidasida; Eucoccidiorida; Eimeriidae
Exons: 4
Coding region: 1-3801 (1266 amino acids)
Source: RefSeq, a predicted model, not a curated record